Culex pipiens pallens (northern house mosquito) is the source of this 737-nucleotide messenger RNA. It is a transcript of the gene Scp1, whose product is annotated as sarcoplasmic calcium-binding protein 1. Gene Ontology annotation, molecular function: calcium ion binding. The record is from RefSeq and is a predicted model, not a curated record. The coding region runs from base 108 to 683 and encodes 191 amino acids. The transcript is spliced from 6 exons. NCBI's taxonomy places the organism in Eukaryota, Metazoa, Arthropoda, Insecta, Diptera, Culicidae.
AAAAAGAGCACCACGAUUCUCAACUCUCAAGAUUGUUUUAGUCUUCGACGGGAGUUGGUUUAGACAAUUAGUUCAAGUAGAAACUAAAUUAAAUACCCAAAAUCAAAAUGAGCUACUCGUGGGAUAAGCGCGUCGAAUUCAUCGUCGGUCACAUGUACGAUCUUGACAACAACGGCUUCCUGGACAACAAUGACUUCCAGUGCAUGGCUCUGCGUGCCACCGUCAUCGAGGGCAAGGGAACCAUCAACCCAGCUCGCCUGAAUGAGUACCGCACCAUCAUGAAGGCUCUGUGGGACGAGAUCUCCGCCCUUGCCGAUUUCGAUAAGGAUGGCAAGAUCACCACCGAUGAGUUCAAGCAGGCCGUCCGAACGACCUGCCUGGGCAAGCCCUAUGCCGAUUUCCCCAAGGCCAUGAAGGCUUUCAUUGAUGCCCACUACCAGAUGAUGGACAUCAACAACGACGGCCUGGUCAGCAUAGAGGAGUACCGUUACAACUGCAUCACCAGAAUCGCUCUGGAUGACAUCAAGCAGGUCGAUGAUUCCUACAACAACCUCGUCAGCGACGAAGACAACAAGAAGGGAGGAAUCACCCUGCAGAGAUACCAGGAGCUGUACGCCCAGUUCAUGGGUAACGAGAGCGACAAGUGCCCAGCCAUCUACCUGUACGGCCCAAUCCCCGAAUAAGCUGCUCAAACCAACAUUCGAAGAUUCACCAUCUAUAGUCGAACAAAACAAAAA